Messenger RNA from Spizellomyces punctatus DAOM BR117, 1897 nucleotides. RefSeq lists its product as uncharacterized. NCBI's taxonomy places the organism in Eukaryota, Fungi, Chytridiomycota, Chytridiomycetes, Spizellomycetales, Spizellomycetaceae. Gene Ontology annotation, biological process: regulation of transcription by RNA polymerase II. Bases 102 to 1787 code for a protein of 561 amino acids. The record is from RefSeq and is a predicted model, not a curated record. The transcript is spliced from 10 exons.
UCACCAUCACCAUUGCACUGCAAACUACCAACUUUAGGAAAAACAUUUGCAUCACACGGAAAAUAAUAUUUGAAUUGUUCUACUGAUUGAAUUUUUGGAACAUGGCACAAAAAAGAAAGCGUGAAGUGAAAGAUGAGGGUAAAACUCAUAACGCAAAGGGCAGGAGGAAGAGGGUUGAAAAAGAUGACAAGAGUGAACUUGAAGCACAUGUCAAGAUGGAGGUCUUAUCAGAUCAUGGACAAAACCACAGAUCUUGGUGGCACGACCAGAGAAAGAUGUUUUUGCGGGAUUGGAAAUCACAUAACCCGGGUCUAUGUUGCAUUUGCAUUCGUGGAACCCGUGAUCUAGAUGAGAUUGUGACAUGCAAUGGUCCAGAUUGCGCAGUCUCAGUGCAUAGGGCAUGUUACGAUGUUGAGGGACAAGAUGCUAGCAAAUGGAUGUGCGACCGGUGUCGCACGGAUGACCCAGCCCUGGCGGCAUGUGUGCUGUGUCCAUGUAGAGAUGGCGCUUUGAAGCAAAUAUCCGGGACGAACUAUUGGAUUCAUGUUUUGUGCAUGCAAUGGACACUUGGAUCAAGGGACGAUGAUCGAGUUUGCGAGGAGAAUCUCUACCAUUUGGAUCCGAAACGCUGGAACAAGGAGUGCUCUGUGUGUACAUCACCUAUGAACAAGCAAUAUGGCGGUAAAUGCCCAUGCGAUGCUGCUCAAUGCAAGAAUCUGGUGCACGCGACCUGUGCUGCUGACUAUCGCCUGCUCGAGGAAGUUACCGAUUCUCCCGAUAUGGCGCAUCCAUUUUUUGUUUAUUGCAAGCAACACGGAUCAAAUGAUCCGCGGUUGAAUCCAUGGGCCAAGUGGGUUCAAAAUAAGCAUCGCGGAUUGGUCAAGAUAGCUGAAAAUGAGAGGAAGACACCCAUAAGUCAAGCCCGCUUAAAUGAUCCCCGGGCCGUUUUAGAAAACAGCUUGGCCAUUUUCAAUGAUGAACAGGAGCUGAAUAUUCUUCGAAUGCAGCAUGAUGCUGUCCAUAGUCGAGCCGAGUGUGCUGCAUAUGAAAAGGCCACAGUUAAACUUCAGCGGGAUUUGAAUAACACCGCGACGAACUUGGAGGAGGCAACCCAGGAACUUGAGCAGCUUGCAAAAGAGGACGAGGCAUUGAGAGACGACUUGCUAACCAUUUUCGAGUGUUUUCAACCAACCAAUUCCGCCUCCCCCGUUUCCCCCGACACUGUUAUCGAUCGACUUUUUCAACUUGGCCCACAAAUCCAAGUUCGGCCUGAUUUCGAAUCGGCCUUCGUAUCUGCAUACACAACAGCUCAGCACCAGCAGCAAUUGGAAGGGGAUGAGAAAUGCUUGAAUGAGUUGGCUAAUAAGCGCAAGAGGCGAGGUCGGCGAAAGAAUGCAGCACACCCAUUGUCUGGCUGCGGGCUUUUCGGACUGUGUACAAUCUGCAAGACUUUCGAAGGCGGUGAAGCAAGUGGAAGUGGGCUUGAUGGGACCGAUUCUCCAAGUAGCCCAGAAGUCAAGGCGUCUCCACCAGCGUUAGACGGUAUUAACGUUCAUCGACUGAUUCAAUGCGCUCAAUGUGUGCGAUGUUUUCAUAUGGGUUGUCUGGAUCCUCCGAUGACCAAAGUGCCUUCCCGAGGUUAUACAUGGAGGUGCGAAGAUUGCGAUACAAGCCCCAGUGAAGAGGAUAAAACACCUUAUAAGCGAAAACUGGACGAUGAGCAGAGUAUAGCGGAUGAAGGACGCCCAAAGAGGAUACGAGCUGUCCCCGCUCGCUAUACCGUCUGAUAUACUGUUAAUUUUUGAAGAUUGUCCUUGUACAGUAGAUGAUCUUUGUUGAAUCUUUUGUUUAUAUUUAAAUAUUUGCUCGUGGAAACAGCUCAGAGUGCCAAAGUCUU